Messenger RNA from Clupea harengus (Atlantic herring), 6455 nucleotides. RefSeq names its product zinc finger and BTB domain containing 10 (gene zbtb10). The transcript has 6 exons. Gene Ontology annotation, biological process: regulation of transcription by RNA polymerase II. NCBI's taxonomy places the organism in Eukaryota, Metazoa, Chordata, Actinopteri, Clupeiformes, Clupeidae. Gene Ontology annotation, molecular function: DNA-binding transcription factor activity, RNA polymerase II-specific; RNA polymerase II cis-regulatory region sequence-specific DNA binding; protein binding. The record is from RefSeq and is a predicted model, not a curated record. Bases 1 to 2844 code for a protein of 947 amino acids.
AUGUCCGGAGAGAGAAACCGCAGGUCGCUGGCUUUCCGAGGGGGUGGAUUAGCCACAACCGGUCCCAGCGGUAGCGGAGGCAGCAACAGUAACAGCUGGGAGGCCCAGGCUUGCCAGGACCGACAUUUGAACGGGAACAGGCCAGAUCAAGACGAGGAUAAGGUUCUGGGGGCGAAAGGACCAUCGCUUGUGAAAGUAGAGGGUGGGGGGUCCGUCAGCGAUAGCACAGAACCAGAGGCGGAGGAGGAAGAGGACCCGGAAGGGGGCAACUCGCUAGCUGGAGACGGCGGAGAAGACCGGGUCGGUUGGACGACAGUGACUGUCGGAGAAGACGGGUCCAGGGAAAGUGGCAUUUGGACACAGGGGAACGGUCUGAACACGGAGGAUCGCACUGGCUUAGGGAGCGGAGGCACGGGAUCCGAGGACGAUAAAGGCGAAGCCGGGAGCGGGGGAGAUACGGAGGAAACGGGUGUCAGGAAACCUUGGGUCGAAAUGAGACCGCAAACGCUGCUUCAGAAACACUCGCUAUUCCAAGCCUCCUGGUUACAGGAGUUUCCAUGGCUAAAAUUUUGCCAAGAGACGGGACUCAUGUCCUGUUCCUGGUGUCACAACAUUGCCACUAACAACAACGAUGACCUGGUCAAAGGCAGUCGGAAUUACAAGCGGGCCUUGCUUCUGAGACAUCACCUGUCCUCGGAACACGGGAGGAAUGACCCGACGCGACAGGCGAGCCCCCACGACCCCCCUUACUCUGGCCGAGAUGCAUUGUGGGGAAAGUCGUUGCCAUUCGACCUCUGCGGGGCCUGUUCUGGGGGCGAAAGGACCAUCGCUUGUGAAAGUAGAGGGUGGGGGUCCGUCAGCGAUAGCACAGAACCAGAGGCGGAGGAGGAAGAGGACCCGGAAGGGGGCAACUCGCUAGCUGGAGACGGCGGAGAAGACCGGGUCGGUUGGACGACAGUGACUGUCGGAGAAGACGGGUCCAGGGAAAGUGGCAUUUGGACACAGGGGAACGGUCUGAACACGGAGGAUCGCACUGGCUUAGGGAGCGGAGGCACGGGAUCUGAGGACGAUAAAGGCGAAGCCGGGAGCGGGGGAGAUACGGAGGAAACGGGUGUCAGGAAACCUUGGGUCGAAAUGAGACCGCAAACGCUGCUUCAGAAACACUCGCUAUUCCAAGCCUCCUGGUUACAGGAGUUUCCAUGGCUAAAAUUUUGCCAAGAGACGGGACUCAUGUCCUGUUCCUGGUGUCACAACAUUGCCACUAACAACAACGAUGACCUGGUCAAAGGCAGUCGGAAUUACAAGCGGGCCUUGCUUCUGAGACAUCACCUGUCCUCGGAACACGGGAGGAAUGACCCGACGCGACAGGAGCCGGAGCGUCUGGAGACACCGGAGGAGGCGGAUCUGGAGGACUACCGGAACAAGCCCAACGAGAACUCCUACUGCUACCAGCUGCUGCAGGAGCUGGACAAGCAGCGCAAGGGCGGCAUCCUCUGCGACGUCAACAUCGUGGUCAGCGGCCAGGUCUUCCGCGCGCACAAGAACAUCCUGGUGGCCGGGAGCCGCUACUUCAAGACCCUCUUCUGCCUGACCAAGAGCGAGGCGGGGGUGGGCGGCGGGAGCGACGAGCAGGCCGCCAUCACGCACCUGGACGUGGCGGCCGUGCAGGGCUUCUCCGUCCUCCUGGACUUCCUCUACUCCGGGAACCUGCUGCUGACCAGCCAGAACGCCAUCGAGGUCAUGUCCGUGGCCAGCUACCUGCAGAUGACCGAGGUGGUCCACUCGUGUCGGGCGUUCAUCAAGGACGCCCUGAACAUCAGCAUCAAGCAGGAGGCCCCCGACUCCGUGGUGGUGGACUACAACAAGCGCCGCACGGUGUCCAGGGACGGAACCAUCACCACGACCACCCUGGGCUCCUCCUCCUCCGACAAGAAGCACAGCAACUUCUGGGCCACCAGCAUCCUGUCCAAGCUGUCAAUCAAAGCCAGCACCCACCACCACGUGAAGGAGGAGCCUAGCGACGCCAGCGAGAUGUCGGCCAAUGACAGCUGCGCGCCGGGAGGCGGGGACACGCCGGAGUCCGCGGAGGAGGUGGAGCCCGGCGGGGCCGGCGGCGCCGGGCCGGUGUUCGUCUGGAACGAGCCGGCGUUGGCCACGGGCGUCAGCGUGAAGCCGCGGUCCGAGCCGGGCAGCGGCCGCAGGAAGAGGCAGACCACGCGGCGCUUCGUGUACAACAUCCCGCCCGAGCCGGAGGAGGGGGGCUUCGACGAGGGCAUGUUCAUCCAGCCGUCCGCAUCCUACACGCGGGAGGACUUUUCCUUCCUGUCCGACAACGCCGGUGAGUCGUCGGACGUGGCCCUGAAUAAGCUGAAGUGUCCUCACUGUAACUACAUCGCCAAGCACCGGCGCACACUCAAGCGCCACCUCAUCAUCCACUCAGGCGUGCGCUCCUUCAGCUGCGACAUCUGCGGCAAGCUCUUCACACGCCGAGAGCACGUCAAGAGACAUUCCCUGGUGCAUAAGAAGGAUAAGAAGUACAAGUGUAUGGUGUGCAAGAAGAUCUUCAUGCUGGCGGCGAGCGUAGGCAUCCGGCACGGCUCACGGCGCUACGGCGUGUGUGUGGACUGCGCCGACUCCCACCAGGCGUCCCAGGAGGCCAUGCAGGAGCUGGAGCUCUCCCGCGGCGACGACGACGACUUUGAGGGCGACGAUGACAUGAUGGCCGAGGACGGCGACGAGCCCACUGAUGGCGACCACGACAACGGUGACCACGACAACGGUGACCACGACAACGACCAACUUCACUGGGAUGCGGAGGCGACCCAGACACCAGACGACGACUAACACUCAGAGACGUUGCUACGGCGCGACGUAACGAUUUUUAUGUCAUUACAACGCUGCGAUGAUGUAAAAUACGCAAAGCAAAACAAGAUUUAGGACGUACAAAGUUUUUAACUAAGAAAAUAAACAAAGAUUUAUAUAUGAAAAAAACAAAAAAACUAAACUAAUAGCUGGGAAACAAUCAACAACUCCAAAGUGCUAUCCAAUCCUCCUGGUUUGCUAUGGUUAUGCGUGAGACAAAGAAAGAAAAAAAAACGGAAACCUAAAGCUUUUGGUAGUGAGGGACUCCAAGAUGUACAGAUAUAUAAACUAGUGGACCCCGGGCCUUGUGCCGAGGGGCGAAACGGAAGAGAUGAUCUUUGAAAUCAGGUGUUUUUGUUCUUCUUCCUGGUGUUGUCUUUUUAUUUCUAGCGGUUGACAGUGUACAGCGUUUUAAGUUACGAUAGGCCAAUCAUCUUAAAAAGAAAUGUUAAUUAUUUAAUUUAUGAAGAAAAGAAAAAAAAGUUUUUAAUGGUCUUACUGAAUGAGAUGUAAUUGUUUUUCUUGUUGUUUUGUGUCUGCUGUCCGAAGUUCCGUUUCAUUUUUGGACCUGUGUCGAAUCUGAACAUCUAUUUCUUUGAUAAAUUUCUAUAGCGAAAGAGUGAAAGAGAGCGAGAGAGACAGACAGAAAAAAAACGGAGUGUGCGAGACAGAGAGAUUACGUAAGAAUUAUGGAUCUAUUGCCAACAGGAAGAUUGUAUAUUUUUUUCUUCGGUUGAAGGCGUUUAGCUGUCCUGAGAGAAAAUUCAGAUUAUUUUAUAUUCCUUUUAUUAUUAUUAUGAUGAUGAUGAUGAUUCUAACUAUUCUUCUUGUUUUGAUUUCUCCCUUGCACACGUCUUGGAACCAAACCUCUGUUUCGUGACUGAUGCAGCACAGCCGUAUUUAUGCAUUAAGUUAUGUAGGCUGUGCCACUGUGCCAAGCAGACCGCACACCAAGACAGUGCAGGACACACACACACACACACACUCACACACACAUAAACACACACACACACACACACGAAACUACUGAACCAUGCUGAGAGAGAAACAUAAAGCGAAAGAAUAACGAGAGAGAAAUAAAUGAUAAAAAAAAAAAAAACAUUUUAUAUAUUAAAAAAAAAAAGUAAAAGUUUAAGAAAAGACUAAAGAUUUUAAGGGGAAUUACUAUUGCUAGCUUUAUACGACUCACGGCGUCACAGUAACACUUUAUAGAGCAUUUUGACAUUCACUUAAAGCUUGAAUUUUUUGCCAAAUGACUGAAACAUUUGGUGCUGUAAUGCUUAUGUUGAGAUACUGGACCUACAAGCUGUAUAUGAUGUUAAUAAUCAACAGCCUGGAGCGGGCUUGGCCCCGGGUUCGGCCUGUUCCCGGGUCAGGUUCGUCCCGGUGUCGGCUCCCAUCCGGGCCGCCUCUUUUGACUCAGAUAUGCUAACCUGCUCUUUAUAUAACACUGUUGUGCUUUCAGAGCCUAUCAGGUAUGCUUUGCCAUCGUAUUUUCUGUUUUUUAUUUAAUGUACUCUCACAAAUACACACACACACACACAAACACACAAUCCCAGACUCAAACCCGUGUUUAUCCAGUACCGGCAGUAGAUGUGAGCGAAACGGACUCUGGACUUUCCUGAGCUGGUUGCGUUUGGUACGGAGCUGAAGGGGCCUCACUUGAACGUCAUGUGUAACGUGUUUUGUAGAAUGCACAAUCAAUCAGGAUAUAUGAAGUUAUUUGCUUCGCAUAUUUUUUUCCAAAAAAAAAAAAGAAAAGACAAAAGACUCCCAAAUUCCAUUGUUUUUUGCUUUGUUUGUUUGUUGGUUGGUAUGUGGGAUGCGUACAUUUACAAUCAGUCUAUUUAAUUUGAUGGCCAUGCUUGUUUAUUUGUUUAUUUGUCUGUCUGUUGUUUGUUUGUUUGUUUGUUUGUUUGUUUGUUUGUUUUGAAAUGGCGGGUCUGCAGGGUAGCUGAGCUGGGCGCAGCUGUAUGAGAAGUCAGAGACGCACUUAGCGCUCGGCCGGCUACUCCCGUUUCCCCAAAGCAGGUCUGGAUGGAAAUAAAACGAAAGAAAAUCCCCCUCCUCUUCCUUCUACUCUUUAAAGAACGAUUCCACGCAGACCCCUUUUUUAUUUGUCUUUGUUUGGUUUUUUUUUUUUCAGACAUUUCAUUAUUUAAUAUUAUUAUAUAUUGACUCCAAAAAUGCAAUCAAGACUGUUAAUUUUUUUUUUUUGUUCUACCAAAAUUGUUGUUUAAUAAUUAUUGUUGAACUAAUGUAUAAGAAAACCAGGUUUGAAAGACUAUUUAGUGUAGAUCCUUGCUUGUGUAUGUAAUUGUCAGAUUUAAAUGUUUUUAUUCAAAGAAAGAAAAUCAUUCACUUUACCCUAGAUGCAUAUAAUGUUUUAUUUGUCCUUUCUAUAACGUCUGUCUGUUCUCUUCUUUUUUUUAUUUCAUGAAGCACAUAUUUUAUAAAGCUCUCUGGUAUGUGGGGUUCAGCCUAGAAGCAGCAGUCUUUGUCUGUGUAUGCAGUGAAAGCAGCAUCAGUGUGUCUCUGUGUAUGCAGUGGAGCUGCAGUCUCUCUCUGUAAAUGCAGUGGAGCUGCAGUCUCUCUCUGUAAAUGCAGUGAAUCUGCAGUCUCUGUCUGUAAAUGCAGUGAAGAAGCCUGUCUCUCUCUGUAAAUGCAGUGAAUCUGCAGUCUCUCUCUGUAAAUGCAGUGAAUCUGCAGUCUCUCUCUGUAAAUGCAGUGAAUCUACUGAAGUGAUGCAGAAAUGUCCUAUGACUUUUCCCUUUACUCCAAAUGAAAGUGUAUUUUAAAAAGCUGUAUAGAAGAUUCUCAUCUUGUGUGUUUAUUAAUAUUAUUAUUAUUUCCCUAUGGAAUCACUGUGGGAGGGAUAUAUAAGUAUAUAUAUAUAUGUGAAAGUAUAUGAGAGAGGUGUAUAUAUAUAUAUAAAUAUAUAUAUAUAUAUAUUUAACUAGUUAACAUAGGCAAUGGAAGUGGCUGCGGUUCCUCCUGGUUUAAGAGCCCUGGUCUGGUCUGGUUCUGGUUCCUCCUGGUUUAAGAGCCCUGGUCUGGUCUGGUUCUGGUUCCUCCUGGUUUAAGAGCCCUGGUCUGGUCUUGUCCUCAUCCACAUCCUUCCAUUUCUCCAUUUCUCCGUUUGCUCACACACUUCACACUCACGCCAUCCUUUCUGUUGUUGUUUGUUUUUUCUGUUUGUUUUUUUUUCCACUUGAACUUGUUUUGUUUUGUAUAUCCGCCGAGCACCGGUGAUUCAGCUCUCUAUAUUUUAUGCUGUAAACGGACAAAAACGGACUAAAAAGAAAAAAAAAAAAACAACAUAAAGCAAAAACUAAAGUACACUACAGAUGAAGGUUUUUUUUUCCAGCUGUAUUUUUUACGCUGUUUUAAAGAUAUAUUUUUCAAACUUCAAACAGUGAUGCAAUGCGGGGCCUCCCGUCGGGAGCCUCGCGCCAAACAGCAAAAUCAGGUUGCUCUUUUUACGUUUUCAAAGUUUUCAGAGAUAAAUACAUUCUCCUUUUUCUGUUCUCAAAUUGUACUACUGUUCCUCUAUAAUUUUAAAAUAAAAACUUUGAUAUUGCUCAAGUAUAAAA